Molecule: messenger RNA, 297 nt
Organism: Strongylus vulgaris
Lineage: Eukaryota; Metazoa; Nematoda; Chromadorea; Rhabditida; Strongylidae
Source: the annotation of a GenBank genome assembly
AUGACGGUAUCCUGGCUGUUCGGCGUCUCUGGAGCCACAUUGGGCCAAUGUGCCUUGAAUCUGGGAAUGCUUGUUAUGUCACCAAUAAUGAUCUCAGAAAUUUGCCCUUACAACUCUAGGCCUGCUAUAACACAGUUCACACAAGUGCUUCCGCCUCUGCUUGCCAUCUUUGAAGUAGCUGCAUUUCCGAGCCUUGUUUCGAGUUUCGGGGCUGAGCUAUUCUUCUUACUCUCUAGCUGCUGCGCCGUGUUAGCUGUGCUUCUUUUAAAGCAGGUACAGAUGUUGGUUAUUCCGUAA